Messenger RNA from Prunus armeniaca (apricot), 1341 nucleotides. The record is from the annotation of a GenBank genome assembly. Lineage: Eukaryota; Viridiplantae; Streptophyta; Magnoliopsida; Rosales; Rosaceae.
AUGGAUCUCAGCCAGACGAAGAAGCCACACGCGCCACCAAAGCGCUUUGUGAGGAGCCAAAUCCCGGACUCAAUCCUCCACGACGCGGCUCUUAACGCCGCAGUAGCGCUGCUUCCCUCCAACUACAACUUCGAAGUCCACAAGUGCGUCUGGCGCGUCCGUUCCACCCAUGCCUCGCGCGUGGCCCUCCAACUCCCCGAGGGCCUCCUCAUGUAUUCUCUGGUGCUCUCUGACAUCCUCUCUACCUUCGGUGGUGCCUCCCAGUGCUUUGUUCUUGGUGACGCGACCUACGGAGCAUGCUGCAUAGACGACCUAGCCGCCAAAGCCCUUGAUGCUGACCUCCUCAUACACUUUGGCCACAGCUGCCUUGUCCCCCUCCACGUCACCACAAUCCCCUGCCUCUAUGUCUUCGUUGAAAUAUCCAUUGACGUCUCCCGAUUAAUCGAGACUGUCCAUCUCAGCAUCCAAAACCCUCACUCAAAAACCCUUGUCCUCGCCGGGACCAUCCAAUUCGCCUCUGCAAUCCGAGCCGCCAAACCCGAGCUCGAAGCCCGUGGUUUCAAGGUCCUCAACCCACAGUCAAAACCGUUGUCCGCCGGUGAGGUUUUGGGCUGUACAGCCCCCAAAAUCGCACACAAUAUACGCAGAAACAGGAACCAGGAGGAGGAGGAUAAGGAGAGCAUCGUGGUUUUUGUGGCUGACGGGCGGUUUCAUUUGGAAGCGAUUAUGAUAGCGAAUCCAGAGCUUAAGGCGUUUCGGUACGACCCGUAUUUGGGGAAGCUGUUUCUGGAGGAAUAUGAUCAAAAGGGAAUGAGGGAGUCGAGGAAGAGCGCAAUUUUGAAGGCAAAGGAGGCCUCAAAUUGGGGUGUGGUGUUGGGGACUUUAGGAAGGCAAGGCAAUCCCAGGAUUCUACAGAGGCUGGAGAAGAAGAUGAGGGAGAAAGGGUUUGCUUAUACAGUGGUUUUGAUGUCGGAGAUUAGUCCUCCGAGAAUUGCUCUGUUUGAGGAUUCAGUGGAUGCUUGGAUUCAGAUUGCUUGUCCCCGCUUGUCCAUUGAUUGGGGAGAUGCGUUUAAGAAGCCGCUGUUGAAUCCGUUUGAGGCUGACAUUGCUCUUGGUUUGAUUCCUGGUUGGUGGGACAAGACUAAAAAGAAUGAUGUGGGUUGCUGUGGUUGUGCUAAUGGAAAUGGGGCUGCGGCUGGGGAGGAAGAAGCUGUUGUUGGGGAUUAUCCCAUGGACUACUAUGCUUUGGAUGGUGGGGAGUGGAAUUCAUCUUAUGUCAACAAGCCUUCCCGCCCUCUUAGGAGGGAUUGUGCAUCGGCUACUGCUGCUAACAUUGAAUAG